This is a messenger RNA of Acanthaster planci (crown-of-thorns starfish), 4128 nucleotides long. RefSeq lists its product as uncharacterized. The record is from RefSeq and is a predicted model, not a curated record. Gene Ontology annotation, molecular function: protein binding. Lineage: Eukaryota; Metazoa; Echinodermata; Asteroidea; Valvatida; Acanthasteridae. Gene Ontology annotation, cellular component: nucleus.
CCUGAUCGGCCGUGCGUUUCGUUUGUUAGCAGAUCUCAGAGGGUUCUACUAGUACUAGUACUAUUCCCCAUGUGGGCAGUGUCAGGGUUUCAAGUUUUUGGCUAACGAAUAUUGAGGGAACUGUAGCAAGAUCGCCAUGAGCAAAGACAGCAAACCAUCUGGCUCAUCCAGCAGCAGUAACAGCUUCUUUGAGCUGAUGGGCUUCAUCAAGAAGAAGCCAGCCCUCCCUGAGGGCUGGAUCGUCAAGCAGUCCACCACCUACCCGGACCGCGUCUACUUCUUCAACGUCCGGACUGGUGCCACCACCUGGAAUGCUCCGGAAUUCUUGUCAAGCGACUCUGGAUCGCGAAGGUCAUCAUCAAAUUCCUCAGAGGCAAGCGACAAACCAUGGAGGCCAACGAGCUCCCUUGCAAAGGCUGCUCACACUGUGACCUCUCUGGCCCCGCGGAGCGGAGCCACACAGAGCGACUCUAGACAGCCACCAACCACGAUGCAACCAGGCAAAUCCCGUCCUUCCGAGGUUGGAAUUCCCUCAGCAAAGGGAGGGCUCAAGACUCUCGGCAAGAAGGCGGAGGGUAAAGUAGGAUUGAGCCCGCCCCUGGUGGCACUGCAACAUGCAGACUGGCUCAAGGUGCAGUUGUUAAAGGAACCCAGUAAUGCAGGCAGCAAGAAGCAUUCCUUGGAGGUCAGAGCGAGCGCAAUCAGCCACUCGCCCCCCUGGGGCAUUCCCAUGAGAGUUUCCCACCCCACCGGCACCCUGACCCCCGAGUCCUUAACCCCGCGGUCCCUUGCCAGUCCCAGUGGCCGUGACACAAGUUCUGUCUCCUCUCUGAGUUCCAAGCUGGGGUCUCCCACGAAGCCCAAGCCUCUUCCGGCCAGGAAAAAGAGAAGUCACAACUCUUCUGAGUCCUCAGACUGUGAGACCCUCUUGCAGCUGCAUUCCAAAUCUAAACAGCUCAAGGCAACAAUUGGCCCGAAAGAGUCUCCAACCAACACCUCCCACAGCGAGGCAACUCCCAGCAAACAAAAGACCAAAGGCCCAGGCAAGGACUGUUCCAAGACAGCAGUUGUACAGCCACGAGUGCCGUCGGCUCCCAACCAACGAGACCUGAGGGAGCAGCUGAAUAGACCCAGGCAGAUCAAGACAGACCGUGAGCAGCCCCAACCAAAGAAGCAAACCGGCCAGGACUCGGCUUCCAAGUUGCCUUCCGCCCGAACUCAGCCACCUAAGCCACCCCCUCCUACGGUCACUCACAAGGAUAAACCCAAGUCUGACUCUUCCGUGGGCGUCACGAGCAAGGAAGCGUCAUCGAAGCCCAAGAAGAUGAGCAGGGCGAGUUGGAGGAGGAAGGAGUUCAGGGCAUCUAAGAAGGAUGGUGACAGCAAAGGGCCUGCCAUCAACUUCACCAACGACGUUCACAACGUUCUUGCAGUCCCAGCCGCCGCCAACAUGGAGACAAGCAGCUCUUCAGGCCGUGGGCUUGUUCAUGCGGGUCCAGGUGUAGCCUCAGUUCCAGCAGCAAGUGAGGACGACGAGUCAAGUCAGAUGGAGAUUGACUUGCCAAGUGAGAGUGUGGACACCAGUGGAGGCUCUAGCAACAAAAAUCUGGGUCUCUGUAUUGUUCUGGACACCAAUGUUCUGAUGCAUGACCUGGUGUUUGUGAAAAACCUUCUGGAUAUAAGGAUUCCAGGACUCGGUCUACCACACUUAGUCAUUCCGUGGGUCGUCAUGCAAGAACUGGAUAGUUUGAAGAAUGCAAGCACGAAAGGUGGCCAGGCGUGGAACGCUGUGCAAUUUCUGCACAAGUGCGUCAUUAGUGAUCACCCAAGGGUCAAAGGUGAACCACUGAGAAAGACUUCUGAUGAAGCAGAUUUUGAGAUCACGUGCAAUGACGACUGGAUUCUACAGUGCUGUCUUCAGCAACAAAAGAAAGUUGGUAAAGAUCUUGCAGUUCUGCUGACCAACGACAAGCAUCUGUGCAGCAAGGCUGUCAUUAGCAGCAUCAAGGCAUUCAGCAAGGAGACGUUGCUGUCUGGCCUGGAAGCACUAGCUGGCGUUUUGCAGCAUCGUCCGCCCCUGCCCCCAGAUCCCCCCGACCCACCAGUCGUUGAGACCCAUCGACCGAGGACACCUGUAGAACCUCCACUCACAGCCAAGGCAGAAAAGGAACUAUGCGAUGAGCUACUUUGCCAAGUGAAAGAAACACUCCUCCAUGGCCUGACCACGGUGAUGGAGACAGAAAUGAAGGAAGCCUACGAUGAACUUUGGAUGGAGAUUGUCAUUGUCAAACCUCCUUGGUCAUUUCAAGAUUUGGUGCAGUGCUUUGAAAAGCACUGGAUCGCCCUAUUCGGCCUUUUCCUGAACAAAGAAGACAGUCGCCACUUUCAGCAAAUCGUGGAACUGACAAGCGCCAUCAACACGUCAUUGGACAGUGUCAAGCGACUCAUCAACAGCAGCGUUUAUUUCUGUCGGAGACUGCACAAUCAGAAAAGGUACGGCAACGCCCUGGAACAACCCAUUCUGAGAUUAGGGGAGAUCAAGAAGCACUGCCUGGUUCCGUCCUCGGAGGGGAUGCUGGCUCCCUCUCGAGCUUUGCCCAGCGAGGAGCCAGCGCUGAAACUCAGCGAGGCCACCAAGAUUGUCCCCGUUGUCUUUGAAGUGGUUUGGAUGAAAAUCUGCCAGUUGAGCGCAUUGAUCUUUGAAGGUCUUGGUGUCCCCCACGAUCUUGACAUGGACAAGACUUGUGUCAUCCCCUCAGCGCUGGAAUGCCACGCCUGCCUGGACAUCCUGUGCCCACUCCUGCAGCAGAUUAUCAAAGCAUUGGAAAGGGUGACAGAAAUCCCCGACAGCUGUGUCAUGGAGACGCCAGUGCCAUUUCAGAGGCUUCUUCAAACUAUCUAUGUCUUCCUUCGGGAGUUCGUGGCACAAGAAAAGGAGAGAUUUAACGGCCUGACGACGCUGACCCUACAAAAGUUUGUCACGGUCUUCAGCAACCGACAGUUGCUAAAGAAUGGAAUAGUGCAGUUGACCAGUGCCCUCACUAAGUUGGCUCAGUGCCACGGAAUCCCCUCAUGACCUAGGAGAUGACCUUUGACCUCUACCAAGUUUCAGUUCAAAGGCCGGUGAGACAGUUUGCGGUGCAUAUGUUCUUAUUGUGAAGAAUGCCAUUUACUUUGCAUGAUGCAGCCAAACAAAAGACAAGGUUGAAAGGUCGUGCGAUGAGGGGUCACACCUGGGUUAAAAAUUUACAUUUGUCAUUGAUGACGGGUGUGAAGUCAUCCCCUCUGGCAUUCCAGAGUGGCAACUCUGGCUGUGAUUGGCUCAGCCAAUCCUAGCCCCCAACCAAUCCUGGGGUUAUACAGGGUAUCAAGGCUCACAAAAAUUCUCAAAAAUCUCAAAAAGUUGUAAGGACAGACUGCCAAGUCCUCAGUCCUGGUUUGAUCUGUUGAAGACUCGUUAGGUGAGAGCUCAGCUGAUUUCGGGGACUUUUGGGGGUUUCAGAUUGUUCCUGUGAAUUUCAGUGUUUGUACACCUGCUCUGUACAUAAUGAGGGGAACUUUUCAAAUUUCAGCUUUCUGCUAACCAUUUUCAGCUUGUUUUUGUUUGUGGCCCUUCAAAUCCCUGUUAGGAAACUGAUCUGCCAGUUUUUGUUCAAUAUUUUCGGUUGUUCACCACUGUGCGGUAUAUCAUCUCACAUUUUAUAGGAAAAAAAGACUGCUUUCUGGGUUGCAUGGAUAUAUAUGAUUACGUGGUAUGUUUUGAGAUUGAUACUUUAUUUUUAUAUAAGAGUCUUUAUAUUUUCUUUAUGUUGAUUGUGUAUGCCUUGGGUUCAGAGAUUCUAUGUACGUACCAGUACUGCGAUUAGUGUCACAAAUAAGUUAUUGCUCUAUAAAGUCAGGUUUUUAUUUGUUUAAAUUAACUCAGGUACAGCUCGUGUCACAGCGGAGAGAAAAGGUAUUCCUAUUGACAAGAAAGGGUUUUGUGUCCAAAGUCAAGCACAUUGGCCCAGCUAUGAGAGGAAUGAUAUAGAACAUUUACACGAAAGAGUCAUUCCGUGAGGUUGGGGCACAAUUUGUGACGGUGUCCAUUGUUACGUGGGUUCGGUAAAAAUGAAGAGCUAUUUCCCU